This is a messenger RNA of Branchiostoma floridae (Florida lancelet), 1811 nucleotides long. Its product is annotated as zinc finger protein 436-like. The coding region runs from base 51 to 1037 and encodes 328 amino acids. The transcript has 2 exons. Gene Ontology annotation, biological process: regulation of transcription by RNA polymerase II. Gene Ontology annotation, cellular component: nucleus. NCBI's taxonomy places the organism in Eukaryota, Metazoa, Chordata, Leptocardii, Amphioxiformes, Branchiostomatidae. Gene Ontology annotation, molecular function: DNA-binding transcription activator activity, RNA polymerase II-specific; RNA polymerase II cis-regulatory region sequence-specific DNA binding. The record is from RefSeq and is a predicted model, not a curated record.
GUGCAGUGCUUUGGAGCAUCAGCGUAUCUCGGAUCUGGAGUUUGACCAACAUGGCGACUAGAGCCGGAUCUCAUGUGACACAAAGGGAGGGAGAGGAUGAACAGGAUUUUCCCCGUACCCACAAGUGCAGCUAUUGUGACAAGGAGUUUCGCUUCAAAAGUGAGCUCAAUCGACAUCUGCAAACUCACACUGGUGAGAGACCAUGUCUGUGUGAUGAAUGUGGGAAACGAUUUGGUUAUCUAAGUCAUCUGGAGGAUCACAUGAGAACUCACACCGGUGAGAGACCGUACAAGUGUGAUAAUUGCAACAAAUGCUUCAGUCGGUCACAUCAUCUGAAGGCUCACAUGCGGACUCACACAGGGGAAAAACCGCACAUAUGCGAGGAAUGCUGCAAACAGUUUACUACGUUGUCAAAUCUUAAGAGUCACAUGCGGACCCACAAUGGUGAGAAACCGUACGAGUGUGAAUAUUGCAACAAGUGCUUCAGUCAGUCACAUCAUCUAAAAAGACACAUGCGGACUCACACAGGGGAAAACCCGUAUAGAUGCGAAGAGUACUGCAAAAAGUUUACCACUUCGUCAAAUCUAAAGAGUCACAUUCGGACUCACAAUGACGAGAAAACUUACCGGUGUGAUGAAUGUGAGAAACAGUUUAGUAAUCUUAGUCAUCUGAAGGACCACAUGAGAACUCACACCAGUGAGAGACCGUACCAGUGUGAUAACUGCAACAAAGGCUUCAGUCAGUCAGCUCAUCUGAAGACUCAUAUGCGGACUCACACAGGGGAAAAACCUUACAGAUGCGAGGAAUGCUGCAAACAGUUUACUACGUUGUCGAAUCUUAAGAGUCACAUGCGGACUCACAAUGGUGAGAAACCGUACAGGUGUGAGGCAUGCUGCAAGCAGUUCAGUCAGCUUGGUACCCUUAAAAUACACAUGCGAACUCACACGGGUGAGAAACCGUACAAGUGUCAGGAGUGCAGCAAGCUGUUCAGCGACCCGAGUCAUCUAAAAAGACACAUGCAGACACACGCUAAUUAAAUAGAAGCCGUACAAGAGUAAUUAUAGCAGGCAGUUGUUCGAGCUGUUUGGUCGGUCUGAAAAAGCACAAGAUAUUUCACACAGGUGAUAAUCCGUGCGUGUGUAAACACUGCAAAAACGUUUCUCGGGCGACUAAUCUGGAGAGUCACAUGUCGAUUUACACCGAGCAGACACGUACGAACUCGCAUUGGUGGAAAGUGGAAACCUAUGUAUUCCUGGUGGCCUAAUAGUGAAAUGUCAUACAUAGGCAACAAAUGCGACAUUUCUCCAGCAUGGGAGACUAGUUUAGAGCUAGACAAUCGCCAUAUGUUCAAACGCCUAAACUUUACAUGACUAUUGUGGGUACGUUACAGACAUUAUGUUUACCUAAUAGUAUGUUGUUUCUUAACGAUGUAUAUAUUUUGUCACUAUUCUGUUUGUGUUACUUGUUUGUUUCUUAUGAUUCCAGUGUAACAUCAAACAUAAUUGGAAACAAAUCACAGCAUAUCAAACAUAUCACCGUAUGUCACGUAGUGAAUUAUAACCUAGUGUAAAAAUGACAUUUAACGUUUGCGCACCAGUGACAGAGAAACGGUAAGACAUUGUCCGCUUGAUUUAACGGCGUCGUGAUCUAUAGCUUUGUACCACGACACUCAAAAUUUCACUAUUAGCUGUAGAUGUAUAGAUCUACUGUAGAUCUAAGUGUUUGGAAUUAGCUUUGGAAACAUGUAAGUUGUGGAUGUUGCUAGUUACGUAUGUUUGCCUUCAAGUAAACAUACUACUGUAAUCGUCUAG